UGAUUAUUCUUCUCCUGCCAACUCUCCAUUAUCCACAACUUUUUCACAAAAAUAAAUACAAUAGAUAUAAUCCAGUAAUCCCCUCCAGUCCACUCAGAAAAACAAAUGGACAACUACUCAUACUCCAGUGUUCAAUCAUCUCCACGAUCCACCAGUGAUGCUACUUGGGAUGAUGAUUCACAGCACUCACUUGGCAACUACAAAAUCAAGCUCAUGUGCAGUUAUGGCGGGAAAAUCCAGCCACGUCAGCACGACAAUCAGCUCGCGUACGUCGCCGGCGACACCAAGAUCUUCGCCGUCGAUCGCAACAUCAAGUUCUCUCUCUUUCUCUCCAAGCUAUCGGCUCUCUCUCAUCUUGACGCGAAGUCUCUGUGUUUUCGGUAUCAGCUGCCUGGCGAAGAUCUCGAUGCGUUGAUUUCGGUGACGAAUGAUGAGGAUUUGGAGCAUAUGAUGCUCGAGUAUGAUCGACUUUAUCGAGCCUCGAGUAAGCCGGUGAGGCUCCGUUUGUUUCUGUUUCCGGCGCCGGCGGCGCCAUCGUCGGCGUUCAGCUCGUCGGAUUCGAAGCCGGAUCGGCAGUGGUUCGUGGACGCGUUGAAUUCUGUGCAGAAUCAGAGUCAUAAUGACUCGGCUUCGUCGACGGCGGUGACGCCGCCGUUGUCGGCGACGCCGGACUUUUUGUUCGGUUUUGAUAAGGAAGGGCACGGUGAUAGGCAAGCGCCGCCGUGUAAGGCGGCUGAGUCGGUGCCGUCUCAGCACGUUGAUGAUCGUAGCUUUGUAAAUGAUAUGGAAAGGAUGAAUAUGAAUGCAUCGAAUCAGGAGGCUUUGAAUGCGAGAGACGGUUAUUACGGCGAUUUUUUCGGACAGAAACCGCCGGAGAAUGUCCAACAACCGGCAGCAAGUUACUACCAGGAGAGGACCGGAGGGGAACAGAUGUAUUACAUUCCGGCGAACACCGCCGGAGUUUAUCAAACUCAGGUGAUGCGACCGGUGACCGGACAAGUCGGUCAAGGAUAUUACGGAAUGCAAAGGAUGGUACCGGAAGUUUACCGGGAGCAGCCGGUAUACAGUGUAGUCCCCCAGCAGCAGCAGCAACAAUCAUUUCAGCAAAAGAAUGUUGGGGCCUACGCUGUGGGACCAAUGGGUGACCCGUAUGGACAGGUUGGCUAUGACGCGCAAGGGAGGCAAGUGUUUUACACGACGGCGGUGGCAGGGGUGGCGCAGCAGCAGUUUCAGUCGGUGGACGGGAGACAAGGCGGUGGCGAGUUGAAUCAGGAGAGUCGAUAGAUCUGGCUGUACUGAAAGCAUCUCAAGCUGUGAUUAAUAAUUUUGUAUUGCAACUUUUUUGACUUUUGUCUCCUUUUCUUGAUAUAAAAUGUGAGUAAAAUAAUUACUGUGUUUUAUGUACACGAUCUUAUUGUGCAUGGAAUGGAGUUAUGAUUAUUUCGUA
Daucus carota subsp. sativus is the source of this 1447-nucleotide messenger RNA. RefSeq lists its product as uncharacterized. The record is from RefSeq and is a predicted model, not a curated record. Bases 106 to 1284 code for a protein of 392 amino acids. Gene Ontology annotation, molecular function: protein binding. The transcript has a single exon. Lineage: Eukaryota; Viridiplantae; Streptophyta; Magnoliopsida; Apiales; Apiaceae.